UUCGCAUGACCCAAGAAAACAGAACAAGUACAAAGACGACCAGACGAUGGCCCCAACACAGAGACCACCGGAAAAUAUCUCCGCCGUCAAACCGCCGAAGCUUAAGCCUCCGCCGCGGGUUUGUUUCUCUUUCGCCGCCUACUCCAAGACCAUAAUCCGCCAUUUGCGAUCGCUAAACGUCGACGUUUUGCCUGGUCUCACCGACGACGAGAUAUCCGCCGUCGAAUCCUCGCUCGACUUCUCCUUCCCUCCCGAUCUCCGAUCAAUCCUUCAGGCGGGUCUUCCUCUCGGUGCCCAUUUCCCCGAUUGGCGAACCGGGUCGACCCACCAUCUCCGGAUCCUCUUCAAUCUCCCUCUUCUUCAUCUCUCCAAGAACGUCGCACGAAACGGGUUCUGGGUCGGAUCUUGGGGACCCAGACCCAAAAACGACGUCGCAGCCCUUUCGGUCGUCAAGAAACUGUCGGAUCACGCGCCGGUCCUCAUCCCGGUAUACGGAAACUGCUACCUCCCUUCCACGACGCCGAACUUGGCGGGAAACCCGGUGAUCCAGAUCGAUGGUAAUGGCGUCAAGGUUUUGAGCAUCGACGUUUCUGGGAUUUUCAUGAGAUUCGAUCGAUUAUCGAAUCCCAACGGAUCGAGAAUUCUCCCGGUGUGGGCGGCGAAGGAGACGCGAAGAGUGGAAUUCUGGAGCGAAGUGGCGGAGAGAGGGAGGAGGACGACGACGGCGCGAGGCCCCACGCUCGGGUGGUGGAGUGCGUUACCCGACGAGUGCUUAACGGCGUGUUUGGACGACGCGUUCUGGAAGCUAAGAGACGGAGGCUGGAGUGAAGACGAGGUCCGAGACAUGAUGAACGGUGACGAUGCAAUUUCCGACGGUGUCGGCCAUGGAAUCCGACGCGUUAUAAGACGGCGAAUCACUGACGCGGCCCAGACGUUAUCGCGUGCGGGAUGGUCAAGGGAAGACGUGGAGUACGCCCUCGACCACCGCGAAUCGUGCGGCUGCGAUCGAAACGUCAAACGCAACCACGAUCGCAGCGCUUGCGACGGAGAACGGUGUCCAUCGACGAGCUGUUGCAUGGGGAAAGAAGAAGGGCAUCAGAAGCGCGGUGAGAUCACGACGUUGAUGUAUCUUCUGUCUCUAGAGGCGUAAAUUAUGACCGUUGGAUGGAGAUCGAACGGCUGAGAUUCGUUCCCCUAAGAUUUCCUCUCGUGAGUUUGGGUGCGUAGGGGGAAUUAUUUAAUUGUUUCGGAAAAUAUUUUGAUACGUAAAUGAA
Tarenaya hassleriana is the source of this 1274-nucleotide messenger RNA. RefSeq lists its product as uncharacterized. The transcript has a single exon. Lineage: Eukaryota; Viridiplantae; Streptophyta; Magnoliopsida; Brassicales; Cleomaceae. The coding region runs from base 47 to 1150 and encodes 367 amino acids. The record is from RefSeq and is a predicted model, not a curated record.